GCGCCCGCUCCCCGCGCCGCCGCGCUCCUCGCCCCGCGCCUGCCCCCAGGAUGGUCCGUCCCAGGCACCAGCCCGGCGGGCUCUGCCUCCUGCUGCUGCUGCUCUGCCAGUUCAUGGAGGACCGCAGUGCCCAGGCUGGGAACUGCUGGCUCCGCCAAGCAAAGAACGGCCGCUGCCAGGUCCUGUACAAGACAGAAUUGACCAAGGAGGAGUGCUGCAGCACCGGCCGCCUGAGCACCUCAUGGACCGAAGAGGACGUAAAUGACAACACGCUCUUCAAGUGGAUGAUUUUCAAUGGGGGCGCCCCCAACUGCAUCCCCUGUAAAGAAACGUGUGAGAACGUGGACUGUGGGCCCGGGAAAAAAUGCCGAAUGAACAAGAAGAACAAACCCCGCUGCGUCUGCGCCCCAGAUUGUUCUAACAUCACCUGGAAAGGCCCAGUCUGUGGGCUGGACGGAAAAACCUACCGCAACGAAUGUGCACUCCUCAAGGCCAGAUGUAAAGAGCAGCCAGAACUGGAAGUCCAGUACCAGGGCAAAUGUAAAAAGACCUGUCGGGAUGUUUUCUGUCCAGGCAGCUCCACAUGCGUGGUGGACCAGACUAAUAAUGCCUACUGUGUGACAUGUAACCGCAUUUGCCCAGAGCCCACCUCCUCUGAACAGUAUCUCUGUGGGAAUGAUGGAGUAACCUACUCCAGUGCCUGUCACCUGAGAAAGGCUACCUGCCUACUGGGCAGGUCUAUUGGAUUGGCCUAUGAGGGAAAGUGUAUCAAAGCAAAGUCCUGUGAGGAUAUCCAGUGCACUGGUGGAAAAAAGUGUUUAUGGGAUUUCAAGGUUGGCAGAGGCCGGUGUUCCCUCUGCGAUGAGCUGUGCCCUGAGAGUAAGUCUGAGGAGCCAGUCUGUGCCAGUGACAAUGCCACCUACGCCAGCGAGUGUGCCAUGAAGGAAGCGGCCUGCUCCUCAGGCGUGCUGCUGGAAGUGAAGCACUCCGGAUCUUGCAACUGAAUCUGCCUGUAAAACCUGAGCCAUUGAUUCUUCAGAACUUUCUGCAGUUUUUGACUUCAUAGAUAAUGGUUUUUUUUUUUAAGUUUUUUUUUUAAACUUAUUGCAUAACAGCAGA
Molecule: messenger RNA, 1119 nt
Organism: Eubalaena glacialis (North Atlantic right whale)
Lineage: Eukaryota; Metazoa; Chordata; Mammalia; Artiodactyla; Balaenidae
Gene: FST
Product: follistatin
Exons: 6
Coding region: 51-1004 (317 amino acids)
Biological process (GO): negative regulation of activin receptor signaling pathway; cell differentiation; regulation of BMP signaling pathway
Molecular function (GO): activin binding; protein binding
Source: RefSeq, a predicted model, not a curated record